AGCAACAACUAGCAGCUGCAUUAUACAUACAGGCACCAGACCGCAUAAACAGCAGGGCAAAACCCGACAGAGUCAGUCGGAGUGAAAACACACUCAGAGACACAUCGUAGAUACAAGACACCAGACCCGAGGACAGUCUUGACAGCAUCAAGAGGUUUCAGCAACACUCCACAGUGUUCUGUAAGAACCGACAUCGAGUGGCAGGCGUAUGAAAAAUAGUGGCGCCAGUGCUAAGAGCUAGGGAGUCUAGAAGAGACAGAAGCAGACACAUGAAAGCUGAAAUACUUGACUCAACAGGCAGAGACUGAGAGAGUCAAACAUGGCCCAAACCACUACAGAAGAAAUGCCACGGCUUUUCCCAAAAAUGUCAAUGAGCGAGGUGGACGAGAAGGUCCGUCUCAUAGCGGAGAAGGUUUACGCCUCUGCACUGAAGGAGGAAGACACCAAAGAUGCCAUGGCACUGUUCACCGUGCCGGAGGACUGUCCCAUCGGUCUGCAUGAGGACAGGGAGAGGGCGCUGCAGAAGGAGCUGGCUGAGCAGCACUCUCAAGAGUCUGCUAAGAAGAAGAAGAAUUUCAUGUUGAAGCGUUCGCACUCGAUGUCUUUGUCCGUCAGCACUGACUGGGCCCUGUCUCUGGUUUCUCCAUUGCUCUCCCCAACUAUACCUGAACCUUGUCAGCCAGAGAUCUUCCCAGACUUCCAGAGGGUUACCAUUAGCGGAGAUUACUGUGCAGGGAUCACAGUUGAGGAUUACGAGCAGGCGGCCAAGAGCCUCCUCACGGCACUGUUCAUCAGAGAGAAGUACUCCAGGCUGGCCUACCACCGCUUCCCCAGGACCACUGCCAAAUUCCUGCACAACGCCAGAGACGAGGAGUGGCGGGAGGAGGAUGAGAUCUUGCCAGACAUCUGGCCUUACCCUCAUGAAGGGGAGGACCCGUACUCCAUGGAGGGUAUUCCUGAGGACCUGAACUACAUGCUCCAGAUGAAGGAUGGCAUAGUACAUGUUUACGACAACGCAGAGGCCCUGAAACAAGAGCAACCCCACAGCCUGCCUUACCCCGACCUUGAGACCUUUGCCAUAGACCUGAGCCACGUCCUUGCUAUGAUAGCUGACGGCCCAACGAAAACCUACUGUCACAGACGGCUGAACUUCUUAGCCUCUAAAUUCUACCUUCAUGAAAUGCUGAAUGAAAUGGCGGAGCUAAAAGAGCUGAAGAGCGUUCCACACAGAGACUUCUACAACGUCAGAAAGGUGGACACACACAUACACGCUGCUGCUUGCAUGAACCAGAAGCAUCUGUUGAAAUUUAUAAAGACCACUUACCAGACGGAGGCAGAUCGCGUGGUCCUGGAGAAAGGCUGUCAGAAGAUCACACUCAAGGAAGUCUUCAACAAUCUCAACAUGGAUCCCUACGACCUCACCGUUGACUCGCUGGACGUGCACGCUGGAAGACAAACAUUUCACCGGUUCGACAAGUUCAACUCCAAAUACAACCCUGUGGGAGCCAGCGAACUGCGAGAGAUCUACUUGAAAUCAGACAACUACAUCAAAGGAGAAUACUUUGCACGUCUCGUCAAGGAAGUGGCUGCCGAGCUGGAGGAGAGUAAGUACCAGCACGCCGAGCCGCGUUUGUCGAUUUACGGCCGCUCAACCAGCGAGUGGGAGAGCCUGGCCACCUGGUUCAUCCAGCACAAAGUCCACUCACCUAACAUGAGAUGGAUGAUCCAAGUUCCCAGGAUCUAUGACAUUUUCAGGUCAAAGAAAUUGGUACCACACUUCGCUAAGAUGCUGGAGAACAUUUUCCUCCCCCUCUUUGAGGCGACGGUCAAUCCACAGAAGCACAAAGCAAUACAUAUAUUCUUAAAAUACGUGACAGGGUUUGACAGUGUGGAUGAUGAGUCGAAACACAGUGACCACAUGUUCUCUUACAAAAGCCCAAAGCCUGAGUCGUGGACCACAGACGACAACCCUCCCUACACCUACUACCUGUUCUACAUGUACGCCAACAUCAUGGUGCUGAACAACCUGCGCAAGGAGCGAGGACUGAACACCUUCCAGUUUCGUCCUCACUGUGGUGAAGCUGGCUCCAUCACCCACCUGGUCUCCGCCUUCCUCACAGCUGACAACAUCUCACAUGGACUCAACCUCAAGAAGAGUCCAGUGUUGCAGUACCUGUACUACCUGGCCCAGGUCCCGAUCGCCAUGUCCCCACUGAGCAACAACAGCCUGUUCCUUCAGUACUCUAAGAACCCUCUGCGAGAGUUCCUACACAAAGGCCUGUGUGUGUCACUGUCCACCGACGAUCCCAUGCAGUUCCACUACACCAAGGAGGCUCUGAUGGAGGAGUAUGCCAUCGCCGCCCAGUUGUGGAAGCUGAGCACCUGUGAUUUGUGCGAGAUAGCCAGGAACAGCGUGCUGCAGAGCGGCCUCUCACACCAGGAGAAGAAACACUUCAUUGGUUCCAACUACCUCCAGGACGGACCAGAGGGCAAUGACAUUCGGCGGACAAACGUGGCACAAAUCCGCAUGGCCUACCGCCACGAGACUCUGUGCAAUGAGCUCAGUUUUCUAGUGGACGCAGUGAAGACAGAGUCUGGCUGAGUGAUUGACUACACCAGCACAUACUGUGCCUGGAUAUGUCCUCAGGGAUAAAGGGACAUAGGUUACACAGCAUUUGCAAUUUUUUAAGAGACAUUUUCAUACAAAAAGGGGGGUUCUUAGGAUUUUAAGUUGACCUUACUGUAGUAUGAUAAAACUUGACCUUCAGACUGUAUUCAGAGCUGUAUCUAUGAACUUUGCCAAUUACUGUGUGCCUCAUUUUAAUGGGAUAGAGGUUUAUUUUUCUUUUGAAGGGUGUGACGUCUACUUGUGGAUUUGGACGUAUGAAAACCUGAGUUAGAAUGGACACAUUUAGAAGCAGAUUAUAAAAUUAUUUACACUGAAAAAGAGAAAAAAAAAGGUUUCCCAAAAGUGCAAAAUUACCACUGUUUGGUUAAUUAUUGUUUUGUAUCACUUUAGCAUAUAUGCAUGUUUCGUAGUCCACUGCAAGUACAGUAAAAAAUGAUUAAGCCUGCAGUCAGAUUUGUUUUUUUGCACAAUGAAUUUGUCAAUUGCGAGAUUUUGACUGUAGUGAAUGAGAGGUCAGGCAAAUAUUCACAGAGACAGUUGCAGGUGUAACUGAGCUUUUAAGUCAGUUUUGAGAGAGCACUGUUAAACUCACAACUGUGAAAAGACUUAGAAAAGUUUUCUUUUUUAUUCUUGUUUGUCAUUUGUCAUAGAUUUUCAUAUGUAAAAUAAAGACUGCAGAACAGUCAAGAA
Molecule: messenger RNA, 3319 nt
Organism: Lates calcarifer (barramundi perch)
Lineage: Eukaryota; Metazoa; Chordata; Actinopteri; Centropomidae
Gene: ampd3b
Product: adenosine monophosphate deaminase 3b
Biological process (GO): AMP metabolic process; IMP salvage
Cellular component (GO): cytosol
Molecular function (GO): AMP deaminase activity
Source: RefSeq, a predicted model, not a curated record